GACCACGACCGUCUCCCUGGCAGUGCCGAGACUCUAUUUCCCAGCGCACCCCGCGUCCCCGCCGCAAAAGCCGGGCCGGGAAGAUGGCGGCGCCCAUGUCGCCCUUGGUUACUGUGCGCUGCCUGCUGCGGGCUUCGGCGCGGCGCGCCGGCCGCCUGCUACAGGUGCCGGCCGCCGCCCUGCGUCGAGCAUACACAGCUCAGGCAGGUGAGAAGACAGUCCCUGGUACUCCUGCAGAUGCUAAUGCCAGAGCCUUAUUGGUUUGCAGUGGACCUUUAGAACAUUAUGACUUUCUGAUUAAGCAAAAAGAGCUGAAGAAUGAUGAGCAUCAAAGAAGAGUCGUGCAGCACCUGCAGAAGUUGCACGAGAGCCUUAAAGGCUACAGCAUCAGUUCAAAAAAUCUUCUCUCAAAGUUCUUUGCAAAAAACACCCCCCCAAAAGGUCUUUAUGUCUAUGGAGAUGUUGGCACAGGAAAGACAAUGGUGAUGGACAUGUUCUAUUCUCACUUAGAAAUAGAAAAGAAAAAGAGAGUCCACUUUCAUGGCUUCAUGCUAGAUGUACAUCAGAGAAUACAUCGCCUUAAGCAGAGCUUGCCAAAAAGAAAGGCAGGAUUUAUGGCCAAAUCAUAUGACCCAAUUGCUCCAGUAGCAGAGGAAAUAAGUGAAGAGGCUGCUCUUUUAUGUUUUGAUGAAUUUCAGGUCACUGACAUUGCUGAUGCCAUGAUUCUGAAGCAGCUUUUUGAAAAUCUGUUCCAAAAUGGGGUUGUCGUUGUGGCAACAUCUAACAGGCCUCCAGAAGAUCUCUAUAAAAAUGGUCUUCAGAGAGCUAAUUUUGUACCAUUCAUUGCUGUGCUGAAGAAGUACUGCAGCACAGUGCAGCUUGAUUCUGGAAUAGACUACAGGAAACGAGUGCUUCCUGCUGCUGGAAAACUUUACUACCUCACAAGUGAAGCUGAUGUGGAGGCUGUCAUGGAUAAGUUGUUUGAUGAGCUGGCUCAGAAACAAAAUGAUUUAACUAGACCAAGGAUUCUAAAAGUGCAAGGCAGAGAGCUGAGGCUGAAUAAAGCAUGUGGAACCAUUGCAGACUUCACGUUUGAAGAGCUGUGCGACAGACCUCUUGGAGCCAGUGACUAUUUGGAAAUAUCAAAACACUUUGACACAGUCUUUGUUCGUGACAUACCGCUUCUUACAAUGGCAAAAAGGACACAAGCUCGUCGCUUCAUUACUCUUAUUGAUACCUUUUAUGAGCAUAAGGUGCGUAUUAUUUGUUCUGCAGUGGCUCCUCUCCAAAGCUUGUUCCUGGUAGAACAUGACAGUGGUGAGGUAGAGAACAACAGAGUCUUGAUGGAUGAUUUGGACUUGAGCCAUGAUUCCGCCAAAGGACUCUCCAUGUUCACAGGAGAAGAGGAAAUCUUUGCCUUUCAGCGUACUCUCUCUCGGCUUACAGAAAUGCAGACUGAACAGUACUGGAAAGAUGGAGACAGAAGCAAAAAUAUGUUGUAAUUAAAAGUUGAAUAAAAUCACCAGAAGUAAAACUACAGAAUUGGAAAAGUUUUUAGCACAACUGAAAUAAUAAUUGCACUUUAUCAUCUGGACCAUAUUUUCUUCCAUCAGUUUUUUUUUGUGCUUAAGAAAUGAGGACUUGAUUAUUUUUCAGUACCAUCAGUGUGUGGACAUGUGAAAUUUUGCCUUAAUUUUAUUUUCUGUAAAAUACGAUGUUGAUGUUCAGUAAGUUUAAUGAGAUUAUAAUUUUUCUGGAGAAUUGCUGUAGAGACAAAGUUGAUGGGCUAUACAGGGUUCACAGUAGAUUUAGAAUGUCACGUGAAGAGGACACUUAAUGGUUGAUGCGCUGCUUCUGUCACGUACAAUGCAGUUGGCACAAGAGAAAAGUCAAAUGCUGUCUUUAUGAAACUCCUGAUAUUGUAUAGGUCCCUGAUAGAAUUCUGGAACCGCUCUGUUGUAUAUUCUGUUGUGGGUUUAUUUGACCCUUAUUUUCUGUGUGGAGCCAUCUGCUGACUUUUCAAGCUCUAAGUUUCCUGUAGUCAGCCUGUUGCUCAGUUUAGUUCAUUGUAAACUAAUGGUUUGAGCCAUGCGAGAGCCCUGAGGAGGAGACUGAAGGUGCUUGAAACUGCACACAAUUAAAACCAAGGUAAUCACUGCUGGGAAAAGAAACUAUGACUGGACAGUGUAUACUGUAACAUAUAAGUGCAAGGUAAUACUCUAAAUUUUGCAGUUCUUGCACGCCUGAAUAUGCUGCCUUUACACCAGUGUUAUAUGUGUACCCUGAAUUUUUUCAGGCUUCAUCUAUGCCAAACCUUAUAUUGCUUCUAGCACACCUGCUCUGAUGUGGGGAGAGUGAUCCUGCCCCUCUUGUCUGCUCUCGUGAGACCUCACUUGGGGUAUUGUGUACAGUUCUGGUGUCCUCAACAUAAAAAGGACAUGGAACUGUUGGAACAAGUCCAGAGGAGGGCCACAAGAAUGAUCAGGGGACUGGAGCACCUCCCGUAUGAAGACAGGCUGAGAAAGUUGGGGCUGUUCAGCCUGGAGAAGAGAAGGCUGCGUGGAGACCUCAUAGCAGCCUUCCAGUAUCUGAAGGGGGCCUACAAAAGAUGCUGGAGAGGGACUUUCCAUCAGGGACUGUAAUGAUAGGACAACGGGUAACGGGUUAAAACUUAAACAGGGGAAUUUCAGGUUAGAUAUAAGGAGGAAGUUCUUUACUCUGAGCAUGGUGAGGCACUGGAAUGGGUUGCCUAAGGAAGUAGUAAAUGGUCCAUCCAUGGCAGUGUUCAGGACAGUUUGGAUGCAGUCUUGGGUGACAUGGUCUAGUGGAAGGUGUCACUGCCCAUGGCAGGGGCUUUGGAAUUAGAUGAUCUUAAGGUCUUUUCCAACCCCAACUAUUCUAUGAUUCUAUGAUUUUGGGGUUUAACUGAAACAAAAUACAGUAUUAUGCUUAUUGACUUACAGUGCAUUUUUAUAAAAGGUUUAUUUAAUAACAUAUUUAGAACCCCUGAAGAGGGGAAAAUACUAUGUAGAUAGACUGAAAAGAUUGCCCUAAUUGGUUAGGGAGGAGAUAGAUACAUAACACACUGUCCCCAGAUUUGAGGGGUUUUCUUGGACUUUGCAACAUGACCUUUUUCUUCUACUGUACCUAUUCCCCAAAAUAUUGUUCUCUGCCUUUGUUUAGCCUGAUUAAAUUGUUUCAGUUGUAGCCCUCCAUCACAGUUAUGGAAAGCUUUUGAAAGGGGAUUUUGGGACAGCAGGGAAGACUGGACAGAUAGUGUGCACUUGUAUGUGUUUUGAGAAUACAGAUGGUUUGGAGCCAUGUGCUCAAGUCUGGUUUUCUGUUCUGUGUCCUGGAAGACUUACAGUGGCUAUACCUGUUCUUCAGAGAAUUUCUAAAGCCUAUAUUUAUAGUUUACAAGUUAUGCAACUGUGUUGUUAUUCCCACAAGGGUGACUACCAUGGAGAAUUUUAAUGUGUAUUUAUGAAACCCCCAAUCAGAAUACAUUGCUUAUACUGCAUAAGCAAUGACUAUAUGAAUAAUUGAUGUAUAUUUUCAGAGAUUUGUAUUAGGUUUCUCAACAGAGGGACUAUUGAGAUUCAUGCAUGUGUGUCUGUGUAUAUACACACACCUAUACUUAUUAUAUACAUAUAUAUAAAUACAGAUAAAACUAAUUUAUAUAACUUAAGUGUGUGUGGUUCUGUAUUUAUAUGUGGCAAUCUAUACUCAUGAGCCUGGCCCUGUGCUGACAGGCCUAGUGAUGCCUGGUGUCCAUCACUAGGGCAUGAUGGACAGUACUGGGCAUGUCCUGGCCCAGGGUGCUGCAUCACCUGCAGUCCAGAGGGUGAUCCCAGCAGUCCUGUCCCCUGCUGCCUGGCCUGCUCCUGGCUGCUGCGAGACAGCAGUGGUCUGUGGCUUUUUAUUACCACAUUAAAAUGUUGUAUUUGCCAAAAUGUAAAGAGUGAGAUGCCUGUGAAUGAACUAUGCAUACUCCUUGAUGGCCUUAAAAUUGCUGGGUUUAUGCUGGAUGCCUCUAUCCCAAGAUCAAGUAUUGGCUUUUUAGGUUUUCUUAACUUGUAAAUUCAUGUCAUUUAGGAUCUGCAACAAGUUUUUAUUUCCCUUUUAGUCAUUCAACAACCAUUAUUGCCAAGUUAAUUUUAAAAGUAACUUUGAGUAAUCCUAUUGAUGUGGUAUUAUAUUUUGCUGUCACAGGAAGCAAAAUCCUUGUCAUUAUGGACCAUGCAAAAUGUUUCAUGUUGGUUUGUAAAGGCCACAUGCUGGCUAAGAAUCUCUCAGCUAACUUGUUUCAAAUAUUUGAUUGACAAAGGAAUGUUCUCAGUGCCUGAAAAUCUAAAUUACAGCUUCUGUGAGUAUAGUUACUUUAUCCAUACAAACAUUUUAUCUUUAAAGCUGUAUUUUCAUUUUGCGUUCUUGUGCAGUAGCUCUUACUUAUAUUUUAAAUAAAUAACGCGGUUCUGUCUUUCAAAAUCACUAGUUUUCAGUAUUUACCUUUGCACAGAUUGAGGGAACAAUUGCAGUAGUUUGGGUAUAUUGAGACAGCCCUCCAAAGGUCUCUGGAGGGAUCAGAGAUGCCUUCUUGCUGUUGUUGCUUUUGAUCUAAAAAAGAAAACCAUUAAUGGCCUUUUUUGAUUAAAGGUGACCAUAAUGACACUAUAGCUGGAUAAUGUCACCUAUUUUGAAGCAGUUUAAACAUGGGAAAAAAAGACCUGACCGAGUUUCAAACAGUGCUUUUCAGUCACCAGCCAUCUAAUAAAGAGAAAGAACAGUCUCUCCAUCAAGGCCUGUUUAAAAGGAUCAAGAUCCAGGAGGUUUCCUUCUGCAGUUACUUGGAUCUGUGACUCAGUUUCCCUGUCGAUAGAAUGGGAAUGAUGUUACUUUCUGAUUUGCUGACACUGGAGUACUGCCAGACUUCACCCAUUAAUAUUCUAAGAUGCUUGCUGAGGCUCUGGGAUGGAAAUACUUCAGUAAAGUAUGUAAAUAGUGCAAAAAAUAAUUUAGCUACUCAAAGUGGAUUAGUUUCCUUGUUUGGGUUACAGAAUUAUUGCUGUCAACUACACAUCACGUGCCUCUUUGCUGUGAGGAUAUUUUUUUAAAUAAAGAAUCUAUUUUAAAGAAAGAAAAAAAAAUAACCUGAGGUUUGUGAUUCAAACCUUCACCAAAUCAGGUAGAUUUUAUUCUACUUGUAACAACAGAUUUCCUGUAUGAUUCGUUACAACCUUAGCUCCUGUAACUGUGAACUACAGUGGCUUUGUAAGUUCUGUUGGGAUUCUCCUUGUAUACUGAGAAUUAUUUUUUUUUAAUAUAUUAUUUUGAGUCUAAUAUAUAACAGACUGAACACUAUUAAAUCCUUCUGUUGAGAAUAAUUUAUGUUGUAAUAAAAAUUAAUAAAUCCA
Messenger RNA from Neopsephotus bourkii (Bourke's parrot), 5414 nucleotides. RefSeq names its product AFG1 like ATPase (gene AFG1L). The record is from RefSeq and is a predicted model, not a curated record. Gene Ontology annotation, cellular component: cytoplasm; mitochondrion. Gene Ontology annotation, molecular function: ATP binding; ATP hydrolysis activity. The transcript has 13 exons. NCBI's taxonomy places the organism in Eukaryota, Metazoa, Chordata, Aves, Psittaciformes, Psittacidae. Bases 84 to 1502 code for a protein of 472 amino acids.